AUCUGUGGGCAAGUGUGAGGGGCUCCGCACGUGGGGUUGGGGCUGGCAGCCGGCAGGAGGGCUGAGCGUGUGUUUGGUUCAGUGUGUCGUGCGUGCGGGUGGUGUGUAAGCGUCGUCUCCUUGGGGUUUGAGCGGGGGAGAAAUCAAUGUGGUCAUUAGUCGUGGAAAGAAUUCCACCGAGGGUGCCGGGACCAGCGCGUGUGGAAGCCCAUCCGAUGGUACCUCACAGGGACUAGGAGAGACGAGCCUGGUCGGACAGUGAGAAUAUGAACCUCUUACCUAAGAGCUCCAAGGCGUUUGGCUCCGUGGACUAUUGGGAGAAGUUCUUCCAGCAGCGAGGAAAGAAAGCUUUCGAGUGGUACGGAACCUACCUGGAACUGUGCGGCGUGCCGCACAAAUACAUCAAACCCAGGGAAAAGGUACGCGCGGCCUGGCGGUCCUGAGUGUGUGCUCGGGAACGUGGCAGAUGAUAACUUUACUCCUGGUGGAUAGAGACAGGCGUGAGGGCCCUAAUUGGGCCCAUGUUUUGAGGCUUCUCCGCGUCAUUCCGGCCCAAAGUAGGCAAUUUAAAAAUGUUCUUGUAAAGGCUUUCGGAUAACAGACAUGCGGCGCCCAGCUCACCGCUGAACUAAUAGCCUCAUUGGGACAGUGACUUCGUUAGUUGGGCAACCUAGGUAUGGCCUCCUAGAGAGACCCUGUGCUUUUCUGGCACCGUCCAUCCGUGUAGAGCAGACAGUACUUGUGGCUUUACUGACACAGGAAUCUGUUAGCCAAAUCGUUGUUGUGGGCACACUGAAUUUCAGGCACUGUGCUCAGCAAGGUGAGCAACAAGAGCAGCAAGGCGUAAACCUUGGGCACGUUCCGGAAGUGACAAGUGGUAAAUGCAACGACGGGGUAGACAGAGAUGGAAUUGUACUGGAGGUAGGAAAAAAGGAAGGGAGCAAACUAACCUUCGUGGAGGAUGCUUUACGUGCCAGACAUGCUGGGUGCUGCGUGUGUGUGUGUGUGUGUGUGUGUGUGUGUGUGUGUCUGUCUGUUCAGGAGUUGGAUUCUCAUAAUAAACUCUGUCAGGUUCAUUCAUUGUAGGACAUGUAAACUGGGGCUCUGAGAUCCAGUUUCUUGCCCAAGGUCAUACAUAUAGUAUGUGGUCACAUGGGAGUUUAAACUCAGGCCCAUCUAGUCCCAGCGCAUGCACUUCUCACCAAACUUUUCCAGAGAUGGUGACAUUGGGACAGAGUUUUGAAGGAUCAGUGGGCUUCAAGAGGCUGAUCACCGUGGCCCUUCACCGAGGUCAGCAGUACGAAGGCAUGGACAGCAUCCAGGCCGAGCUGUCAGCCAGAGUCCUGGAGCUGGCCCCUGCCGGGAUGCCCACCCAGCAGCAGAGACCCCACUGGCAUUGUUGGUGGUAGGCCUGGGCGGGGGCAGCCUCCCCCUGUUUGUCCACGAUCAUUUCCCGAAGUCCUGCAUUGAUGCUGUGGAGAUCGACCCCUCCAUGUUGGAAGUGGCCACCCAAUGGUUUGGCUUCUCCCAGAGCGACCGGAUGAAGGUCCACAUUGCAGAUGGCCUGGACUAUAUUACCAGCCUGGCAGGAAGAGAAGUGCAGCCCCACUACAGCGUCAUCAUGUUUGACGUAGACAGUAAGGACCCAACACUGGGGAUGAGUUGUCUGCUGCCGGCUUUUGUGGACCAGCCUUUCCUGCAGAAGGUCAAAAGCAUCUUGACUCCUGAAGGUGGCGAAUACUUGUUCUGCUGGGAAACAGAGAAGUACCUCUUGAGUAAAAAAUAUGCCUCCCAAGUUCAAGCGCCACCUAAAUGACGAUGAUGUCACUGGUUCUGUGAAAAGUGAAAGGAGAAAUCUUUUGGAAGAUGAUUCAGAUGAAGAAGAAGACUUUUUUCUAAGGGGACCAUCUGGACCAAGAUUUGGACCUAGAAAUGAUAAAAUUAAGCAUGUUCAGAAUCAGGUGGAUGAAGUUAUUGAUGUCAUGCAAGAAAAUAUUACAAAGGUAAUUGAAAGAGGGGAGAGACUAGAUGAACUACAGGACAAAUCAGAAAGCUUAUCGGAUAAUGCAACUGCUUUUAGCAACAGAUCGAAACAACUUCGAAGGCAAAUGUGGUGGCGUGGAUGCAGAAUAAAAGCCAUCAUGGCUUUGGUUGCUGUUACCCUUUUGCUAGUGAUUAUCAUUCUUAUAGUCAUGAAAUACCGUACUUGAUUUGGUGACAGAGAUCUUCAUUACGCAAGAUCUGGGACAACAAUAAUAAAAGAUUGCUGCAUAAUUUAAAUGAAACCCAUGUAUAUAACUUUCAAAACUUCUUUUUCAAGAAACUAAGAGGCAAGUAUCACUUCAAAUUGGAGCAUUGAGAAUGUCCAGUUAUCUUCUUCCCUUCUAACAAAAUGUGUCUUUAAAAAUUAUGUUUAAGGCAAGAUAGCCAGCCUCUAUUUUGCCAUAUUCCAAGGAUCUAAUUUGAAACCGGAUACUUGCCAGUUUAUUGUUUGUAUACAUAAUUAAACAGUGAUGACGAUACUGCAGACUGUUAGUAGAAGGACCUGCAUUAUCGCAUCGACCUGGGGUCAGACCGGGAGUCCAGAAAGAAGCCCAUGGAGAGCACCAGAUCAUUGUGCUAAGACACGCACCGUCGUUCCAUCGGUAUUUGCAAGAUUCUUCACACAUUACAGUUGCUUUGCGAGCAAUUUCCACGUUUAUGGGCAUAACAAAAGCUAAAUGUUGUAAAUGUUGCUGCCUUCAGCUAUAACUAAAACAUUCCAGUAAACCUAUUUUUGACUGUAUAAGGGAAUGUGUAGUAAUAUUUUGGCAUUUGGAUUAUGGAACUGGAAAAUUUAAACGAUAUGAAAAGCAUAGUAUGGCACCAUAAAACUGGAGAUAAUAAAAUUCUUGGAGAACAUCAUUGGAGUGUUUGAACAUGAAUAGCAUGGUUCAGUCUGUUUCCAGUUAGCCUGCAAUAAGGAGGGACAAUCCUGAUGUGAGUAAAUGAAAUCCACAGGUAACUUAUUCCUUAAUUUUGUUUUCUUUGAUAGCUUCCCUCUUUGUCCUUCUGCCAGAAGUGCUAAAAGUAGCAAAAUCGUCUUAGAAUUUGCUACUUUUGCAUACCUGAUCAUCCCCUGAGAGAUGCAUGUUGUACAAUCAAGUGUCAAAUUAGCCACCAGUAAUGAUUAUAAAAAGCCAGGAGAGAGUUAUCUAUCAGUCACUACCCUAAUAGCUAGAGUCAUCAUUAAUCUAAGACUGUUUGUACAGCAAUAAAAUGUAUUGUUAACUUUAAAAUGUGCCAACAAGUCAAAGUGAAAAUACAUAGUUCUCUAUCAGGGAGGAAGCUUUAUCAUAACAUUAGAGGUUCUGCAGACACUGAUGCACAUGUAUAUGUUGACUGUAUAUAUGUAACUAAAUCUGAGAUA
Leopardus geoffroyi (Geoffroy's cat) is the source of this 3409-nucleotide messenger RNA. RefSeq names its product vesicle associated membrane protein 4 (gene VAMP4). The coding region runs from base 1785 to 2210 and encodes 141 amino acids. Lineage: Eukaryota; Metazoa; Chordata; Mammalia; Carnivora; Felidae. The transcript is spliced from 10 exons. Gene Ontology annotation, biological process: vesicle-mediated transport; Golgi ribbon formation. The record is from RefSeq and is a predicted model, not a curated record. Gene Ontology annotation, cellular component: membrane.